AUGAAGAAGCUUGGUAAAAACGUUCCUGAACUCAUCAUUCUUCCUGUUUACAGUGCCCUUCCUAGUGAAAUGCAGUCUAGAAUCUUCGAUCCUCCCUCCUGGUACACGGAAAGUGGUUGUGGCUACAAACAUUGCAGAAGCUUCUUUGACGAUAGAUGGGAUUUAUAUGUUGUUGAUCCCGGGUUUGCGAAGCAGAACGUGUAUAACCCAAAGCAAGGGCUAGAGUCGCUAGUCAUAACUCCAAUCUCACAGGCGUCGGCGGAGCAGAGAGCUGGACGUGCUGGUCGUACUGGUCCUGGUAAAUGUUACCGUCUCUACACUGAGAGCGCAUUCCGUAACGAGAUGCCUCCUACAUCAAUCCCUGAAAUCCAGAGGAUUAAUCUCGGAAUGACAACGCUGACCAUGAAAGCAAUGGGGAUCAACGACCUGUUAUCGUUUGACUUCAUGGAUCCACCGCAGCCGCAAGCUUUGAUCUCUGCUAUGGAACAGCUGUACAGCCUGGGAGCGUUGGAUGAGGAAGGAUUGCUGACAAAGCUAGGUAGGAAAAUGGCGGAGUUUCCUCUUGAACCGCCGCUCUCUAAAAUGUUGCUGGCUAGUGUGGAUCUCGGGUGCAGCGAUGAGAUAUUGACGAUGAUUGCGAUGAUCCAAACGGCAACAUAUUCUACAGACCGAGGGAGAAGCAAGCUCAAGCAGACCAAAAGAGGGCCAAGUUUUUCCAGCCUGAAGUCACGAUCUCUACGGCGUGCUCAAGACGUGAGGAAACAACUUGUCAGCAUUAUGGACAAGUAUAAGCUAGAUGUGGUGAGUGCUGGGAAGAAUUUCACCAAGAUAAGGAAAGCAAUCACAGCAGGAUUCUUCUUCCACGGAGCAAGGAAAGAUCCACAGGAAGGUUACAGGACGCUGGUGGAGAAUCAAGCGGUUUACAUACAUCCGAGCAGUGCUCUUUUUCAAAGGCAGCCCGACUGGGUGAUCUAUCACGAUCUUGUGAUGACGACCAAAGAGUAUAUGAGGGAAGUGACUGUGAUUGACCCAAAGUGGCUUGUUGAGCUAGCUCCAAGGUUCUUCAAAGUCUCUGAUCCAACCAAGAUGAGUAAGCGUAAGCGCCAAGAACGCAUUGAGCCUCUGUAUGAUCGUUAUCAUGAGCCUAACUCAUGGCGUCUCAGCAAAAGACGUGCUUGA
Messenger RNA from Microthlaspi erraticum, 1179 nucleotides. Lineage: Eukaryota; Viridiplantae; Streptophyta; Magnoliopsida; Brassicales; Brassicaceae. The record is from the annotation of a GenBank genome assembly.